This is a messenger RNA of Caenorhabditis elegans, 1163 nucleotides long. RefSeq names its product GM2 Activator Protein family member (gene gmap-3). NCBI's taxonomy places the organism in Eukaryota, Metazoa, Nematoda, Chromadorea, Rhabditida, Rhabditidae. The record is from RefSeq and is marked reviewed. The coding region runs from base 248 to 1108 and encodes 286 amino acids. The transcript has 6 exons.
GAAUCUCAUAACCUUCAUGACCUCGAAACGCCAUCCGACAAUCAUUUCACAUUGAGGUAAAAGUAACACGAAAAAGAAAGAAAAAACGAGAAAAGUGGUUUUGAUGGCUGUCAGACUUUUAUUACACAUUUGUACAAUUCAUAUCUAUAUUCCCCUUUCACCCCCACCGUCACUGUAAACUAUUCUAAAAUCCAGCUGAAAAGGGGUGUGAAAGAAGGGCACGUCCUCGUCGCUUACUUCAUAAGCCAUGACACCUUCAUUUGCGCAUCGGUUUCAGUCGCAGAUGUUGGUCGUUUUCUUAGCUUCAUCGUGUCUUUUCGUUUCCAUUUCCAACGCGUUGGAAAACGUUGAGUUGGGAAAAGAUCUGAGUGUAACUCUUGAACUCAUCAAACAUCAACCAUGCAAAAGUGGUAAAUGGACAAAGAAGUUAGAAUUCGAGUCUGGAAAUGAUAGGAGAGGCCCGAAACUUGAACCACAAGCCGAUAAGCCAAACUGUUUUACUAUCGGAGGCCAAGUAGAAGUUCUAGAGGACUUUGGCGGAGAUUUCUCCAUUUAUCUUGAGCUGAAGAACACUGCCAAAAAAAAUACUGUCCCAGAGAAAUGUGUUCGACAACCUGAAAACGGAUGUGGAGGAUUUGGGUCUUGCCUGUACUGCAAUGCAUGUGAAACAUUCGGUGACAAAUUAGGAGUUCGAGCACAGCUGCUCCUCGAUGGUCAACCAAUCAGCUGCGCUGACGGAUUGAAAAAAGGCAGCUAUGACAACUUGAAGCUUGCUUUCUGUCUUCCAGACAUUGAUGAUGUCAUCAGCUCACAAGGGCUUAGUAAGGAGUCAUUCUUGCAGCUGAUUCAGGGUGAUGACGGAAACUCUGUUCGUGCUAUGGGGAUCUUUGCUACAGUCUACGUGUUUGACUCUGACGUCAGCAAACAAAUGGCGACUCAAAUCAAAAUCGAGGGUGUAUACCGUAGAACCAAGUACAGUUUUUUCAAGGACACUCAACUUCCGGCUGAAGUCUACUGGUCUCUUCCAUUCAAUCAAAUUAUCAAAAACCAACAAAGCUACGUGGCAUGCCAUAAGAUUUACGGAAACUUGAAAGUUAACCGUAAAUAAUUUGUGAUUUUCUAACCUAAUUUUGCUUGUCUGUAAAUAAAUUUAUUAUUUUUUG